This is a messenger RNA of Metarhizium album ARSEF 1941, 1227 nucleotides long. RefSeq names its product prolyl-tRNA synthetase. Lineage: Eukaryota; Fungi; Ascomycota; Sordariomycetes; Hypocreales; Clavicipitaceae. The transcript has a single exon. Gene Ontology annotation, molecular function: proline-tRNA ligase activity. Gene Ontology annotation, cellular component: mitochondrion. The record is from RefSeq and is a predicted model, not a curated record. Gene Ontology annotation, biological process: prolyl-tRNA aminoacylation. Bases 1 to 1227 code for a protein of 408 amino acids.
AUGAAUGAUUUGUACACAUUUGACGCAUCAUUCGAGUCAGCUAUUGACACAUACAGAUGUGUCUCUAAAGCAUAUCGUGCCUUUUUUGCGGAGAUGAAAAUACCCAUUUUGGUUGCAGAGGCAAGUUCGGGCGACAUGGGCGGCGACUACAGCCACGAGUAUCAUCUGGCCCAUCCCAUGGGAGAAGACACUGUCAUAUCAUGUGAUUCUUGUGAAUACACUGCUAAUGAUGAAGUUGCAACGGCAUCAUCAUCCAAAAAGUCUCAAAAAACGUCUAUACCACAAGCCAUCACGCGCCAAGACAUUCGAGUAUGGCGUGGUAUCACUAGAGACCGCACGACACUGAUCAACGCCUGGUAUCCCGUCAAGGACGAGAAUAGUACCGGAGCGCAAAUAAAUACAAAUGCCGUCAAACAAGUCAUCCCAGAGCUAGAUACAAGCAUUAACGAUGCCGUCCAAUUUUGGAAGGAUGCUGCCUCUACAAAGAAGAACGGCAAGUACACACAAUCUCGAAUUCUCAACGUUAUUGACUUCAGGUUGAAACCUGUCUUUGGCCAAGUGAAGGAGAACUUGCCUUUGAUUCCGGACUCUGUUCAAGACAUCAAGCCUUUAUCUCAGUCAGACGUGAUUGACCUACCACAAGGGGAGCCGUUGAAUCUGCUACGGCUGAUGGAAGGGGAUGAUUGCCCCCGUUGUGAAUCUGGCUCACUUCGGAUUCACCGGGCGUUGGAGCUAGGCCACACAUUUUACCUCGGUGCCCGCUACUCGACACCGUUCGAGCUGUCCGUUAUUCUUCCGAAUUCCAAGGACCCCGUACCUGUGGAAAUGGGGUGCUACGGAAUUGGUGUGUCUAGAAUCUUUGGCGCCGUGGCCGAACACAAAGCAGACGAGCGAGGCCUCAAUUGGCCGAGGGCCAUCGCUCCAUUUGAAAUUGUCGUCAUCCCAACAUCAGGCGUGACCCCUGAAACAUUGGGAUUCUUCGACAAGCUUACCAGUCGCUCCAGUUCUGGGCCAGGAUUCGACGCAGUUUUGGACGACCGCAAGGAGACAUUCGGGUGGAAGAUACAGGAUGCCGACAUGAUUGGGUACCCUGUUGCCAUUGUUCUCGGAAAGGCGUGGAGAGAAGGCGGAACAUGCGAAGUGCAAUGCAGGAGCUUGGCUUCCAAGGAGAACAUUGCCGUUGAGGAUGUGCCAGCACAUUUGAAUGGCUUACUCUCGCAGUUGUAA